Lindgomyces ingoldianus is the source of this 2550-nucleotide messenger RNA. RefSeq lists its product as uncharacterized. The record is from RefSeq and is a predicted model, not a curated record. NCBI's taxonomy places the organism in Eukaryota, Fungi, Ascomycota, Dothideomycetes, Pleosporales, Lindgomycetaceae. The transcript has 4 exons. Gene Ontology annotation, molecular function: zinc ion binding; transcription cis-regulatory region binding; DNA-binding transcription factor activity, RNA polymerase II-specific. Gene Ontology annotation, cellular component: nucleus. Bases 146 to 2290 code for a protein of 714 amino acids. Gene Ontology annotation, biological process: regulation of DNA-templated transcription.
CUCAAACUGCUCAGCGGCAGGCGCACUCGUUCCUAACACUUCAUUAUGUCUUACAACCCAUGCCAUUGGAACCCAAAAUCCGGCUAAAGGGCAGAAACAGUCUCGCCCUUAAAGAAGCUUACAUCGAGGCCACAUCAAUCCAAACAUGACAAGUAAACAAGCGGCAUGCUUGAAUUGCAGAAAGAGCAAGAUCAAAUGUAAACGGGGAUCUGGGUCUUGGGUUUGCGAGAAAUGUCAACAUGCUGGAACAGAGUGCAUUAUUCCAACUUUCCAUGUUGGGAGACAGAAGGGUGUAAAGAAUAAACGUACUGGACUUGAAAGGGCCAUAUUUCAAAUUGAAGAGGCUAUCAAGAAGUCAAGAUCAGCAUCUCUGUCCAACGAAGGGACACUUGAACAGCUACAACAUCUCCUCGAUAAUGCUCGGAGGGAGAUACCAGAAACAGAAGAUACAGCUUCAUCUGGUAGCAUAGCACUUACCACCGAAAGAUAUGGAGCUCCUCAAUCAAGCGAUGACCAACUCGCCUUAGAUGACGCCGAGAACCCCCUCCAACUCCUUGCCCGUGCUUCUGACCUACGGUUAACGUCCCCCCAGUCUGCCGAGAUCAGCGCCUCAACCCCAUCUAGCCGCUAUUAUGGAAGCGAGAGAGAUGAAAGAUCUGAUAUUCAUCGAUUCUUCCUCCCCAUGAAAGCAAGCUUCGAUUCCGGGCCGGAGUUAGACCCAAUCGAUAUUGGACUAGUAACGAUGGAAGAGGCGAAGGCUCUGCUAGCAUUCUUUCAUGAGAAACUUGCCCAUACUCGGUGGGGUCUUGAUCCUUUGGUGCACACUCCCUCAUUCGUACGACGACGCUCAUCCUUCCUCUUUACGUCUUUACUGACAGCUUCUGCACUGUUUCUACCGUCGACGGCCGCACUGGCCAAGAGACUUCUGUUUCACCGCAAAUUUCUCGCACAGCAGGUGGUCACUAAAAGGUUCCGUUCAGUCGAGAUCGUCCUAGCAUUCCUAGUUAACAUUCCUUGGAUGCAUCCUGGCACUCACUCCGCCGACGAUGACACCGGCCUCUAUAUUUCCGUUGCGUUAAGCAUCGCACUCGAUCUGUCAUUGGACAAGAUCGUGACACCUUCCUGGUCCUUUGAUCAAGAUCUUUUGAAAAGAAUCCCGAAAUCAAAUUGCAUCGAUGCCCGAAAAGCCCUGGCAAUGGAUGGGUUUGAAGACGUAGAUGCGCGAUCUGAAUGGGGCCAGCGGCUAUUACGCCGAAGAGAAAGGGUCUGGAUUUCGCUCUUUGUACUCGAGCGUGGCGUCUGUCUUGCGCGGGGACGUAGUUACAGCGUUCCGAUUACGCCCUUAAUUAAACAUAGCGACCGAUGGCACUCUGAUGGAGUUUCUGAUUCACACGACGGCUCCCUCAUAUCCAUGGCUGUUUUGCGUCGAGAUCUCGAUGACCUCUUCAGCGCCGUUCGAUCAAAAUGCGACAGCUAUAGGGUUAUUGAUGUUGGCUCAAAGGUCGCAGGAGAGAUCAAAGCAACCAUUGAAAACUUCUAUGAUCGGUGGCUUGCAACAUGGACCGUGGCAAUAGGCGAAGGUGAACAGAAAACACUCCCGCCUUACGUUGAGAUCCUCGUCACACACACUCGCCUCUCCACCUACAGCGGUGUCAUCAACCACCCGACGGCGCCCUUAGAGGUCAAACGUUUAUUCAGGGCUUCCGCAUUGUCGUCAGCGCUGAAUGUAAUGAGGGCGGCUAUCCAAGGAGAAGCCCGUUUGAAGUCGAUGCCGAACAACACCGCCAUCAUGAUAUGCUUUGCUGCGUGUGUCUCACUGAAUCUAAGCACAUCAUCGCCAGGUGGAAGUCAUAACCUUGCGCCGAGCGUGCGAAAUCUAAUCGAAGAGACUGCAGCCGUUCUAGAGCGCAUUGGAAACACGCCACCCCACAGAAACGGGACUUCAGUACUAUAUGGAAAAUACCUACGAGAGCUCGUUAAACAAGCCCCAUUGCUGCUGAAUCCUCCUCUACCAGCUCCAACACCCGUGGCUCCACAGCCGGUCGCUGCGGAAACCUCAGUAUUAGAUACUCCGAUAAAUUCUAUCCACCCAUUUCCUCAGCCACAGUACCCUCUGCCGAAUCCGUGGGGAGAGCCAUUGCAGUUCUCCGCUAUGUCUGGCAACGAAGUCAUCGAGACUGUUAUGAAUGCGGGAGACUUUGACGCAGCUCUGCUAGAUUUCCCAGUGGAAGAUGCUAAUGCAUUCACGUGGAUGGACUGGAUGAAUCCCCCAGAGUUUGGAUUUCAGUGAACCGCUUCAAGUCCCCCGAAACCACCCAGAUUUCUUCUUGCACAAGGCGGAAGUACGAGAUGUUUUAAACACCUCAGCCAUCUUCUCCGAGGGAAUCUGCAAGCGGUGCUUCUAAGCCUCGAUGUUCCAAAUAUACAUCCUGGAUACUAGACGCUGGUUAUCUACUACUGAACGAAGAAUGCUUUUAGCUUCCCUAUGAAAACAAACAUCAAUACCGUAUUUGGCGCCAGUCUAAGCCACGCCGGUGUCCAACCUUUCAU